Messenger RNA from Amoebophrya sp. A120, 14392 nucleotides. The record is from the annotation of a GenBank genome assembly. Lineage: Eukaryota; Dinophyceae; Syndiniales; Amoebophryaceae.
AGUGUCCCGACCCCGACGAUAGUAGAGAAGUGUUUUGUAGCUUUUCGAUCUUCUAUCUUUUCUUUAAAGUUCAACAUUGCGGUGCAGAAAGCGUGUGAAGGUAGAGACAAUUACAAGCACUAACGUACUUCUUACGGAAGUAGGUCACAGAGAAGAAGCUUACUUACGCAUUUAUUACUCUGAAGCCCUGACGAAUUAGAAAUAAAAUGAGGCGAAGGUUAGAACAAAAAUUAUGUCGCAGCUUUUCUACCCUAGUAAUGUCAUUGCCUCGUGGAAGAGCCAGGAACGGUUGAGGACAAGGUCGUCGGAGGAAGCAUCAAGGCAUCUGCGUCAAUCCGGAUCACAAUUCGUCCGAAAAACGCCGAGAACGAUGUUGGAUCGUACCGUUCGUGGGCAUGCUCUUGUAACAGCGGCAGCGCUCUUUUUGUUCACGGCUCAUCGUCAACAUGGAAUUGCCCAAGCCGUUACAAACUGUGCCGCAGUCUCGGACGGCGCUACGGGAUUUUUCUGGGAUGAUGCGAGCUGCAACACUGCAUUGCACCCUGAUGAAGGUGUAGUGAAUGAUGAAGCAACAUGCAUCAACACUAAGGACGAUACCAGCCCUGGAGAUUGUGGUCAUGCUGGCACAUGCUGCCGCGUGGUAACACAAUUGUUAUCAAUUGUAAAUAUGUUUGGGUCUGGAAGUUUGCAAGACCUAUGACGCUAGCUUGCUUGCUUGACAGGAGAGAGAAAUCUGUCGUGCGUGAUCUUGUGCUACAGGGUGAUCCUUGAAAGAGCUCACUUUUCUCAUUACCAAAAAACGCUAAAAGAAUUGCACUUCAUUUGUUUGUCGUCGUCGUGCGAAAGGGCACGCUUGACGUAUUUGCUCAGCAACUUGUCAUGCCUGUUCGCCCCUUAUUGGAGGUUGCUCAACAUCCGCGCACGAGCGUCACAAUCUUCCCAAUAGCCCCGACAUGAUAUUUGCAGUUGAUAAUUAUGUGGUAGCUUCACGUCGUGUCCUGUAAACUCGAAUCCUAUCAUGGUGACCAGCAGCUACCCGCCGGCUUUGGACAGCAAACUUGUGGACGAUUGCACCGAUGUGUCUAGCGACACCACCUUUUGUACCCAGGAGUUGUGCUGCACAGCAGCAGGUGUGUCUCAAGAUUCUUCGGAUACCAGCUGCGGGGCCUUCUGCGGCGAGCUGAAGGAUGCAAAUGGAGUGGCUAUCGGUGUCUCCACCCACGCGACACUGAGUCAGAAACUAUGCAAGAGGUGGACCCUUAACCAGGGAUAUUGGUGCAGUAUGCAACACUGUCGGUGCGAGUGCAACGCCGGCGCGGGGUACCACCUGGUUACAGAUAACGGCCUGUAUUCCGUUGCUCGAGACUUGCGCACGGACUGCAUAAAGCCGACGUGUUUGAAGCAUGGUGGCGCCCUGGACGGUUCAGAGGCCACUGCGAACUCAUUUUGUACCGGCAGUUCUUAUUCCCCAAAAGACAGCUUGAGCACAAUCGAGUGUCAAAACAGUCGCUGCACAGAAGAGGAGUGUUGCAAGCCGCGGACGUGUGGCAAUACCGAUGGAGGAAAUGCGGUUUACUCGCCGUGUCCCUCAGGCUCCGCACUCAGAGCCGGCCCGGCUUAUCGUGAGAUACAUUCUCCCCUGCCCAUACUCAAGAUGGAUGAAAUUUCCGAUGCCGCUGUGUGGCCACAAUGCAUAUUUUCGAAAAAGGCGAAAAAGCGACACACCUUACGCUCACUCUGUAGGCCAUUGGACCGUAGAGCUACGUAGAACUACGUCGCACUUCGUCGAGUAGUGGUGAUAGAUUGCGCGCCUCUGCGCUUUCGUUCUUUUUAUGGAUCCGUUUUUUUGUUUGGUUUUGCGUUUGUUCGUAAUGCUUGCAUGAAAGAGCUCCCAUUGCUGGUGGAGGCGCCACCCUGGUUGCGGAUUUGGGGGGACAAGCUCUUUCAUGUCGGAGCACCUGUAUGCCGCUGGGAAGGAAGCGCAGCAAGCUUCUUGCUGAAUUUGUCCGAAUUGGCGCAGCAGCGGCCAGCUUCGGCUGCUUCUUUCCUGCGUUUUGCCUCCACAUGCAUAAGGACCUCCAGGGCCGUGCGUCAUGUUCGAGCUCACGACUUAAGCGCACGCCGCACGUCUGGCCCUCGUGAAGCGGGGGCCCAGACCCAUGCUGCGCGUUGUAGCUGCCCGAGCCGCCUUCUCGUUGCGCCUUCUAUCACCACUCAUUUUCCGAAAGGCCUGGACUUUCAUGACAAGCGCUGUAGAGUUUACUCGACCCUUCUUUUUUACUGAUUUUAGUCGAAGGCCGCGGCCGCCCGGACGUCCUGCCGGUAGAUCACCGAUGUCAUACCAUUCUGCGCAGAAUUGCAGCCUUCGAUCCUCUUUCAUCCUGAGCCAGCGAAGCGUCUACCUGCUUCCCACGCCUGCACUCUGCCUUGCCUGUGUUCUGGCAUGACAGAAUGGUUCUUUGCGUACAGAACUCUCGCAUCAGAACAGAGUUAUGCAUUGGAAUAUGGGAGGGGGGAUUUUCCAUUUUGAUAUGAAGAACUUCAAGUGCGGCAACGACGGGUAUGGAGACCCCUGUGACCAAAACCGCUGCUGCGUGGCUUUGGAACCAUUGCUAUCAACUGCAAACAUGUCUGGGUUUGGAAGUUUGCAAGAUCUGUGAUGCGUGCUCGACAGGAGAGAGAAAUCUCGCACGCGUGUUGUGCACCGGGCGUGUCGAUCCCGGAAAAGGAAUGAAUACACUUUCGAGAAAACGAAAAACGAAUUGCUACAGGGGGUGGUCCCUGGUUUGUCGUGGCGCCACGAGUGGCAGUAACUUUCGGAACGGAAUCCCGAAAACUUCUUCGGUCAUCAUCCGCUAGCACAGAUGAUCGAUUACUACAGGCACUGGCGGCGUGGACAUCGUAGCAGGGUUUCGUUAAGGUAGCUGCCUGUUUUACUGAAAAGUACCUGAGGGGCCAGGCCAUGAGGUGCUAGGCGGUCUAGCAGCUCCGGAGCGGUAGGUGGCCGCGUGCCUGUUCUUCAUCCGCGGCGCCAGCGCGCUUCCUUUUUAGGAGUUCGAGUUUCGGUCUCUGAUUCCAAGCUCAGGGUGUUUGGGCUGCUGUUUAGUUGGGCGGUGCACCGCGGUGUUUUGUAGGGUUGCCCGAGUGAUUCCUUUGUUUCGUUUGGCAGGCUGCCUUACCCCCUGGCUUCAGGGCUUGUUGGUAUCGUCCUAAUCUGGCCGGGCUUUCUUCCGCAUUGUUUGAGCGGCGGCUUUGAAGUCCUUUUACGCGCGAGUUUGUUACUCGGCAUUCUAGCGCGCCAGUAGCGUGGGUUUGAUUUCGCAAACGCAACCCAGUUCGUCUCCCAGCACAAAUAUCACCGAAAAGCUUCUUGAGGCGCGCUGCUACCUGUGGCUCUGCCUCCCUCCGGCAGGGGUUUAGUUCACACGUUGAGCUGGAGGUUGCUCAAUAUCCGCACACCAGCACCGCAACCCUCCAUUUAACUCCGAGAUGUUUGCAGUUGAUAAGCAUGUUCCGGUGUAGAUGAACAGUCCGUUUGCGGAGCUGGUGAGUCGCUCAUCAUGGUGCACCCCUGGGAUUUCGGCGCUGUCUACAAGAGUUUUGUCGAUUGCAGUGUGGAGGAAGAUAUUCGCUUGACGCUGUGCAAUGCGAACCCCAGCAAGCCCUACACCUACACGACGGCCUCGCCCUACGGCAAAUUGGUCGGAUGCAGCAGCGCUGCAAUCGACUCGCUGUGCAGGGCGGACAAGUGCUGCAUGAGUAGUGCAGGCGACGACACUACAACAUGUUCCAAUUUCUGUGCCGGGCUGACUGGUUUCAGUAACUCGGAAGCGGACCAUGCCGACAUGAUUUGCAAGGACCGGUACGGAGGUUGGUGCAGUGUCCAGAAUUGCCGGUGCGAAUGUGACACUAGUGCGGGAUUAUACAAGGUGAAAGAUGGAGGGUAUUCCGUCGAUCCGCAUCCGCGACUCGCUACGGACUGCGAGGCGGUAGUACAAACUUGUGCAACUCAGGUUGCAGAUAAUUUGUGUACUAGUAAGAAUUAUCUGCGGAAAGAUAACCCGGAGUUGAUCAAGUGUGCUGAAGACGCGUGCACUGAACGGGAGUGUUGCAAACCGACCUGCACAAACAACCAAGUGGUGGACGGCGGUGAUCCAGAUUUGGCUCUGUAUGACUGCACGAGCGCCAAUAAGGUUGCGAAGUAUCUCAAUGGGGAUCUGAUGGCCUGCACCAACAUCGACGACAGCACUCAUUCCUGUGUUGCUAACAAUCCGACGAAUAAUAACCUUUGCUGCAUGGAACAAACCUGUGAUUCGCAUACUAUUCGAGUCGACGGGACCACUCUCACUUAUGACGAUUUCCCGUGUCCGAUUCAUCCAAUAGCUACAUCACUGAAGACGGCCACCCCGCCGCCGAUCACCUGCGCUUCCGCUAACGGUGGUUGCGACGCCGCGACCUUCUGCGACGGACCGACUGUCUGCAGCGAUCACGAAUGUACUAGCGUCGGCAAAGUUGUUUCGCAAGGAAGCUGGGACAAGAAUUGCGCGCUCGCAGAUGCAGCUGGUACAAAUCAAGACUGCGAAACAACCUGCUGCACUUCCACCACGUGUGCAAGCGACGCCAGCCUCUGCGAUGCGCAAGGUUUCGACUUGUACCCCCGGGAAGACGCCGCCAGCAUCGGCUGCGACGAUGGCGUAUCCACUGCAAAUGGAAAUCAGUCCUCUGGAGGGUCUAGAAUAAAGUUCUGAGGCUGGUAGGUUGGAGAAGCAAUCUUCACGACGAGGACGCCUUCAUUGACGGACAAGCAUGACAAAUAAAUUUUUGAGGUGCUAGGCGUCGGCCAAUCUGCAUGACGAAAAGCGGUUCAUCUGCAUGACAGAAACGCGCGGCGUGUCGGUAACGUGCCUGAAGACAGCCUUGAUGAGAUUUGCGCCCCUUACAUUCUUUCCCCAGACCCUGAAAUAUUUGCAAUCCAUAUCACGGGUGCACACGGGCUUUGUGCUGCCGUGGGGCUUACUGCGGGGCGUGCCCACACGGCUUCGAGGGGGCGUGCACAAGUGACCUGAUCGGCUUGCCCAACUGCCAGAGUUGUUACGAUGGCUAUCAUAGAGUCGCGACCCCAGGACAUGCAGGCUCAUACAGCUGCCACCCGAACGUGUGCCUUUGUAGCUAUGGCACCCCCGACACCGGCACCGACUGCGUGACUGAUUCGGUUCUUACGAGCUGCAAGCUAGGCAGUUGCUACGCCGGUUACAACAUGGUGAUUAAUGCGAACAAUCGGCGCGAAUGUGUUCCGAACGAACUGUGCAAGAACGGUUUUGACGCGGAGUCCGAAGUAUCAAAUGCAAGAAAUAUGUUGUUCGGGUCUGGAAGACUGCAGAAAAUGUAUGUCAUGCAUCUUCUGGAACACAAGAUGGAUGAGCUGGAAUUCGGCAUGAGAAACUCGCAGCUCUUUACGUACCAAGAAGUGGUCAGCUUUAGCCCCCCCAGAGUCUGCAUCACUUCAGAGGACCCACACAUAUUUGCAAUGCAUACGAAGUGCAGUGUCCGGCGGGCACGUCAGUCGUGGCGGGCCCCGCGGCCGAGCUGUUGCGGUGCACUGCAGCAGUGUGCACCCGUAUGACAGUGCACAACCCCCCCUGCCCCUCAUUGGUCAUGCACAUUGCCAAAUCCAGUUGCUGUCUUCGCCUUGUGGCACUGUUUGCAUGACAGAUUCUGAAAACCCAAAGAGUACUACACUCGGCGCAUGAACUUGUCAUGCACAACCUCCACGUGUGGUGCUUAUGCUGGUGUUUCUAUUGCUGUUCAUCUUCAUGCAAUACAAAUGAGGCGGAGGGAAAGUGCACUCUCAUAGCCCUCGCCGACGAUGCCGCUACCUGCUGUGUCAGCGAUUUGACCACUUCCUGCGCCGUACCCUGAGUGAAAACUACGUCGCCACCCCAGACCAAUAGGGUUGUAGUCUCCUCUGUUGAACCCCAGACCAAUAGUGACUCCUCUGUUGAACCAAUAGGGUUGUAGUCUCGCGAGAUCUUCUCGUGAAUAAAUUGUAAAUUGUAAAUUGUACUUCUCAUGCACAUUUGCAUCUACAGGAACAUGAAGAUGAACAUUUGUACUUAAAAUGCUCAUUCCCAUGAGAAGCGUUUCUAAUCGUGUUUUGGCCUGUGUAUUUCAAAAGGAGUGUAAAAAGGCGAAGCAGACGGCGAUGGUUAUGUGAUGCGGCUCUCCCUGUCCUUGUGUUGCCGGGGUCCCAUGAACUUUGCCUUGUGUUGCACAGGUUCUAUUCUGGAUUUGUCUUGCACAGGUCCCAAGAGCUUGACACUGGGGUGACGACGUUUUUGCACAGGAUACGCCGCCGCGGCCGCUAAGGACGAAAUCACCUGCCCGGAUCUGAACGGUGCGGCGCGCGUCAUCGACUUUUCGGCCGUGUGCGGCGGCGCCACCUGCACGCCUAGCGAGUGCUGCGUCACCGCGCCAAUGUGCGCGACGCUGACCUGCCCCGACGCGAAGUCGCUGAGUCGCGGCGCGGACGUGAGUUGUGCGCGGGUAUCGGGGUGUGAGGUUCCGGAAUGCUGUAUAAAAAUGAAAAAAUCCCCCCUCCCCAUACUCAAAGUCGGAAUUUGUGUAAAAGGAUGAUUUCUUCUGAUCACAAAUCCAGUUGUGAUGCUGGUAGGGAAGGGAUGCGGACUGUAGUUCUGCCUGGCACGGGCAAGCCUCCCUCUCCAGCAUGAUAGGAACCAACUGGAUUGCCCAGAACAGCAUGACAAACAAAGUGCCUGAAAAUAGGCCGCGCGUGUGUCUUUUUGUCUUCCAGCAAUACAAGUGUAUCUCUGUACACAAGCACAACUCGCGCAUCAGAAUAAGUCUCCUUUUGAUAUUAUGGGAAAAGGGGAUUUUUCCUGACAAUAUGCUGCGUGGUUGCCUCGGAGCCGUUCCGUUCGGUGACAACGUUGUCCAUGGACCUGCCCGUAUCCAGAUGAUGAAAAGUGCCCGUAUCCCAGAAGUGGAGAAAAUUUCUGAUGCAUAAGUUUUGCAAAUGAAAAACUUUACUGGUCCAGAGUCGAGACUUUCGGAAGCAUGUUUCUUCACAUGACAAAUGUUGUAGCCGCUAGGCUGCAUGCAGAAUUUGUGCUGCUGGAAGUUGAUGCAGGAUGCGGAGAGCGUUUCCAUCGGGAACUUUUGGACAUGCAAGUAGCGCCCUCCCUCUCUGGGAUACGGGCGCUUUUCCCUUCGAUAGCCCGCCGAUGCGGACUACACGGACGAGGAGCUGUUGGACACACUGGGUCCCAUAUCCUGUGUAAAGACGUCCCCGCUUCAUACCUGUCAUGCAAAUCUGCAUGCCUAGGCCUACUUACUUCUACAAAAGAAAACAGUGCUGCUCAUGCACAGCGGCCCCGUGAGAAGCAGUUUUCAGAUGUGUUUUGGCAUUUGUCAUGCUAGAACCACAAGGACAAUCUGCUGAUCGAUUGUCGAUGUAGCUGCACUAGCUAUUAAACACGACUACACUUCUACGAGCCGAAUUUAUUUGUUCUACGCAACAUCACACAAUAAACAAGCUUAUGGGUAGUUUAUUGUGCAGCUGCACCGUGUUCGUGAAGAUCUUCUUGACUUUGGGGCGGGGACGUUUUUGCUCAGAAUACCUCAGCGUGAAAAGCGGCCUCGGUAUCCCACGAAAAAAGUGUUACAGUUACACACUUGUAGUGAAUUCAGCAACACAAAUUUCUCUCCAUGAGAGAGAAAACUUGUAAUGCAGAAAUCCUUCGAGAAAACUAAAACACCUAUUAAACGAGGCUCCUAUAAUGCAUAUCCGGCAUGACAGUACUUGUCUGUCUUGCUGGGCCUGCAUAGACUAUGUGUGUAACUGUAACACUUUUUUCUUGCGAUACUCGAGCAGAGCAUCCUUGCCGGCGCCCCGGCGGGUUCCGUGGUAGAGGUUGAGAUCAUUUCGAUCACCUUCGAGAAUUCCCGCCGCCGCACGCAGCUGGAAGACCCGCGCUCUGAACGCAGAGCGAUGGAAGGCGCCAUUGCGGGAGACGGAGAUGCUGUUGAAUCUGCGACCACGAAGCGGGAGAACACAAGGGACAAGCGCCGAUAUCAAACAAGAAAGUUCGUCACGAUCACUCAUGCGCAUUUUUGCAAUACAAAACUUUCGUUUUAGAAAAGUUUUCGGGUUGCGCCAUAAAAUUAAUUAAAUAAGUUUGAAGAAUGAAACUAAAUAGAUUAGCUAAAUACGAAAAUAGAUAGCCAUAGACUAUAUAUUGGUGCUUAGCAUAGAGCAUUGCUCAUCAUUAUUAUGAUGAGCCGCGUGCUUCUUUCUUUUUGUCCUCCGUUGCGAAGACUUGGCCAGGUGAUCACCUCCAUCAGCGAAAGGCGGCCGCGCGUGAUCGUCGUCCGCUGACGAAGAUCACCGGGGUCGACAGUUUCGCGGCCGUUCCGUAGAAUUGGCCAGGUGAUCGCCAUCAGCGAAAGACGUCCGCGAUUGGUCGUCGUCAGCUGGAGACGAUCAACAUGCUCGACAGUUUCGCGACCAUUCCGGAGAAUUGGCCAGGUGAUCGCCAUCAGCGAAAGACGUCCGCGAUUGGUCGUCGUCAGCUGGAGACGAUCAAGAUGGCCGACAGUUUCGCGAUCAUUCCGUAGAAUUGGCCAGGUGAUCACCAUCAGCGAAAGACAUCCGCGCCUGGUCGUCGUCAGCUGGAGACGAUCAUCAUGGUCGACAGUUUCGCGACCAUUCCGUAGAAUUGGCCAGGUGAUCACCAUCAGCGAAAGACGUCCGCGCUUGGUCGUCGUCAGCUGGAGACGAUCAUCGGGGUCGGCAGUUUCGCGGCCGUUCCGUAGAAUUGGCCAGGUGAUCACCUCCAUCAGCGAAAGACGUCCGCGAUUGGGCGUCGUCAGCUGGAGAUGAUCAUCGGGGUCGACAGUUUCGCGAUCACUCCGUAGAAUUGGCCAGGUGAUCACCAUCAGCGAAAGGCGUCCGCGACUGGUCGCCGUCAGCUGGAGACGAUCAUCACGGUCGACAGUUUCGCGACCAUUUCGCAGAAUUGGCCAGGUGAUCACCAUCAGCGAAAGACGUCCGCGAUUGGUCGUCGUCAGUUGGCGACGAUCAUCAUGGUCGACAGUUUCGCGACCAUCCUGUAGAGCUGGGCAGGUGAUCACCAUCAGCGAAAGACGUCCGCGAUUGGUCGUCGUCAGCUGGCGACGAUCAUCGGGGUCGACAGUUUCGCGAUCAUUCCGGAGAAUUGGCCAGGUGAUCACCAUCAACGAAAGACGUCCGCGCCUGGUCGUCGUCAGCUUGCUGGCGACGAUCAUCAUGGUCGACAGUUUCGCGACAAUUCCGUAGAACUGGCCAGGUGGUCGCCAUCAGCGAAAGACGUCCGCGAUUGGUCGUCGUCAGCUGGAGACGAUCAGCAUGGUCGACCGUUUCGCGACCAUUCCGCAGAAUUGGCCAGGUGAUCCCCAUCAGCGAAAGACGUUCGCGACUGGUCGUCGUCAGCUGGAGACGAUCAUCAUGUUCGACAGUUUCGCGACAAUUCCGUAGAAUUGGCCAGGUGAUCACCAUCAGCGAAAGACGUCCGCGACUGGUCGUCGUCAGCUGGAGACGGUCAUCGGGGUCGACAGUUUCGCGAUCAUUCCGUAGAAUUGGCCAGGUGAUCACCAUCGGCGAAAGACGUUCGCGACUGGUCGUCGUCAGCUGGAGACGAUCACCAUGGUCGGCAGUUUCGCGACCAUUCCGUAGAAUUGGCCAGGUGAUCACCAUCAGCGAAAGACGCCCGCGAUUGGUCGCCGUCAGCUGGAGACGAUCAUCGGGGACGACAGUUUCGCGAUCAUUCCGUAGAAUUGGCCAGGUGAUCACCAUCAGCGAAAGGCGCGCGCGAGUGCCGGCCGGGCCGGCGGGCUUGCGGCUGCGCGCUGGCUUCCUUCCCGGAAAAAGAAGGCCGCCGGGCGUUUCCGGGCCUCCUACGUCCGUAGAACGCCCGGAAACGGUGGCGGGCAGGCAGCGUCUGGCCGGGUGCGGGGGCUGCCCGCGAAAUUGUCGCCCGGCGAUUUUGCCGAAAAAGUUCGCCGCGACGAAGAUCGCCGGGCGGGCUGCGCGCCAAAGUUCUAGGGGGCGGCUGCGAAACUGCCGCCCGGCAAAGAUUGGCCCGGCUUUUUGUUCGGUCGGCCCCGCCUGUACUUGGCGCGCCCGGAAAAAGACGGCCGCCGGGCGUUUCCGGGCUCUCUACGCCCGUAGAACGCCCGGAAACGGCGAAACGCUGCCCGUCGCCCAGAUUUGUUGCUGAAUUCCUUGGGCGGCACGGAAGCGUCGCCGACAAGGCUCGCCGUGCCAUCGGGGGCGCCCUGUGGUAAAUUUCCCGCGCCAAAGGUUUUGCGGGCAAUCUUGAGACGAUGACGACCAUGCCGGAUCAUCUUCAGCCGAUGACGACCACGCCGGAGCAUCUUCAGCUGAUGACGACCAUGCCGGACCGCCUUCAAUGGAUGAGGACCAUGCCGGAUCGUCUUCAGCUGAUGCCGACCAUGCCGGAUCCUCUUCGGCUGAUGAUGACCAUGCCGGACCGGUUUGCAUUUAAUGGCGAUCACCUGGCCAGUCAUCAGUUUCUAUUUGAUGGCGAUCAUCAAUUUCAUCACGUGACCCGAAAACAUCUAAAAGUGAUGAGUUGUUGCAUUUAGUUUCAUUCUUUUUAAUUAUUUAAUUAAUUUUAUGGUGUGACCCGAAACUUUUUCUCACUCAAAUUUUCUGUCAUGCGUAAAAAUGCAUCACAGCCAAACUUCAUAAGGGAUUUCCCUAGUGUUUCUGCAAUACAAGGAAAAGUUGUGACGCUAAAAAAAUUUGUAAUGCAAAACGUGCAAGCUAGCGACUGUGACAAACUUUUUUCUUUCCAUAGCCGACGAGCGUCAGCUAGUACAACCACGUCUGAUGUGCUUGUGGACUUCACUUAUGGAUUGCAAAUAUGUCUGGUUCUGGAUAAGUGCAAGAUUUGUUAUAUGCUUGUCUGGCAUGCCUUUGGUGAAUCUGAGCACUGUGAUGCACAGGCACGAACAGCCCCUCUGGACUGCCAUGCGAAAAUGCCAUCGAUCUGCCAUGCGGAAUACGCAACACAUUAGCAGCUCAAAAAUUUGUCAUCCGUGCGCUUGGUUGCCUAAACAGUAUUCAAGGGUGCCCAUCAAUCGCACCGUUGCAUUACAAGUUCCCCGUUCGUCCAGCAGCAGACAUGUUUGCAGUGGACUUCAGUGUCACGGGCGGACAGUCCGAGUCCGGGGAGGACCUUCCUGUCCAGUAUCGUAAGGAAAGAUCCCCCCACCCCAUACCCCAGAGGAAAUCUUGUGAUGCAGAUUUGUGCUCACAAAUCAGUUCUUUUGACUUGCAGGAAGGCAACAGGUGGCGCAGAGGCUUCCGGCUCAGCAGUAGGCAAGCGAUUUGGCAUGCUCAUGCUGCGGUGCCUAGACGAGGGUGCUUAGCCAUUUGCGAUGCUAGACAAAUAGAAUCAAACGCCCCUGCCCGGGCUAAAGAUCAUCUGGCCGCAAUGCCUUACUGCAAGACAGUGACAGAGCGCGCUUAUUUGUGCACACACGACACACCCAGACCCAACAUGAGAAACUUCGUUAUGGUAUGCUGGGGAGGGGGGAUUCGUUUUCCUUUUGAUACCAGGGAGCUGGUAACAAGCCUGGGCGCUGCCGAUCUCCAGGCUGCGAUUGGGGACGCAAUCGAGGCGAACGCAGCGACGCUGCCCGCAGGCGUGGGCGUGGCCGACGUGGUUAGCGCACCCGCGCCGCAGAGCGAGACCCGCACUCCCGCGUCGUAUCAAAUGUACUUGAAAAUGUCUGGGUCUGGAUGAGUCAUGUUGUUUUUGCAUGACACAGAAGGUCUGGCAUGGAAGCUCUAGCAUUACAGGUUUCGAGAAGUAGCUUCCGCAAUGCCGAAUCCGCAUGACAAAUCCGCCACUUUGGUGACAGAAAGUGGGCAGCGCUUUCUACCCAGCAUGCAUGAGAGAUUUUUCUGUGUUCUGAAAUGCGCAUCACAAGUUUGUAUUCUUCCAAACCCAGACACUUUUGCAUUUGAUACGUCGGGCAACGCACCCAGUACCACGCGAACCACCGGCACGAAUGCCGACGAAGACGAGGAAACCAUCGUACUAAUCUUUGUUCUCGUGGGCGCCGUUUUGCUCGUGACCUUCCUGUUCGCGAUGGCGGUGUGGCGCCACAAGAAGCAGGAGGAGGCAACGCAGUACUGGGAAGCCUACAACCGCGACGGCUCGUGGGGAACCAAAUCGGGGGGCAAUGAAAUGUGGAAAGGUAAAAAGAACUACCACGACGGGAAGAGCGUUGAUGGGGGUGCAGCUCCUUGGGAACAGUUCGAGGUGGAAGACAUAUGAAAUACAAAUAUGUCCUCUUGGUCUCGAAGCUUGGAACUUGUAAUGCUGUCUUUGGAUUCCAAAAAAUUAUGUAUUGCAUGACCAGCAACAGGAGUCCAGUUUGUGUUACGCGGAGAGGGAAUUUCUUACGCGGGAUAGGCAUAAUUAGGAAGCCCUCUAAUUCUAAAAAUUUGCGAUGCUAGAUCAUGCAUUACAGGCAUGCAUGAUCAUACACAAUCUGCAGGACAAACCUGACAAUCUUCCAGACCGAGAUGACAUAGUUGCAUUCGAUAAGACACGCAAGGCUACAACAAGUACGAGCACGAGGCGGCGGACCGGUACUACGGGCAUGUAUCAAAUGCAAAUAUGUCUGGGUCUGGAAGAAUGCGCGACUUGUCAUGCAGCUUUUCCGUGACCCAUGAGGUCUGGAAUGCAGGACCUAGCAUGACAGAUUCUGUGCGAUCUCUUUCAUGGCUCUCCUGCAUGAGAAACUCCCUCCCGACUUGGUCAAAACUGGACGACUUUUGGUAAUCAUGCAACACAGUUUUUUGUAUGCUUCAGAUCUAGCAUGACAAGUUGCAUUCUUCCAGACCCAGACACUUUUACAUUUGAUAGCAUGGCGGUGACGACCAUUAUGAUGACACUGGAGCGAGCGACCCGUACUACGCGAACAGCUACAAUUACAAGAGAGCAACAGACCAACCCUAUUCCACGGAAAAUAAGUGCCCCCUCGUCCCCGGAGGUUGGAUAGGUUUCUGGUGCAUAAGGUUUUUAUCAUCAAAUGCGAAACUCUUUAUCAAUCUAUGCAUCAAAGGACUAGUAUGUAUGAAUGUUUCUCCUGCAGUAGAGUCUAGUAGGCUUGUGUUGAAGCAUCCCUUGCAGCACAACAGGCGCCGCUCUUGUUGGGCUCUUUUGAUGCCAUACGAGUUUUAUUCGGCUAUUCACAAUAAUUUUUAAAACUGUGACUCUGAUUGAUACAACAUGCAAGAGGGAGCAGAGUGUUUCCACGGGGAAGCUUUGCAAUUAUGCGAAUGCUUCCACGUUCCGGGGUCGUGGGGGCCGCGUUUUCAAUAUGAUAAACCCGGCGGUUCGACGACGUUGGGGUCGCCCGAGAGCAAGAGAGAGUCGGGCAGUGGUAAAAGUUCGCAGAAGACCUACAUUCUGCGAAACAAAGACGCGAGUUCGGAUUUCGUACAGGUCGUGGUCGCGGACACACAGCGGGCGGUCAAGAUCUUCAACGACGCCGUUGUGGACGGAGAGCCGGAGCAAUUCGGCACAACGGCGGACGGGGAUCCACGCAUGAAGGCGAAGCUUCAGGAGGCCUGGAGCUACAGCGACCACAGCAGCUUGGCCGGGCGGACGGUGUUGGUCAAGUACAAACACGUGGUGGAGAGCGGCACCGUAUCGAGUGCAAACAUCUUCACUUCUGGGUCUGGAACAAGAAUCAAACCGACACUGACAUGCAGAGUGUUGGCAUCAUCAUCAUCAUCUGCGGGACGAGGGUAUAGUAGUUUGACAUGUUGCACGUACUAGAAGUAGAGCACGAUAUCCUUUUUGUUCUGUUCCAUGCAUAAUUUAUUGUCUGCACGUUGAGAUGAAAUAGAAUUAGAAAUUCAAAUUACGCCUUUGUUCCCCUGGAGACGAAAACCGCACAGCUUUUGCUGACCGUGGAUGCAUUCUACAGUUGUAUUUCGUCCUCCGAUGUUCGUCCUCUUCCAGAUUCCCAUUGCCAUUCCGCAUCAUCAUCUUCCUUCCAGACCCAAAUCGAAGAUAUUUGCAAGGCAUAGACCAAUCAGACGGUUCUGGUUACGCCGUCCCCCGCGCGCCCGAAGGUCCCCUCCGGUCCGGUUCUGGUGAAGGGAGCUACCAAGAGCAGUCCAUCUUCUUUGCUGGGAGGUAAGAAGGGCGGGGGCAGCACUGCUAAAAGCAUGCCAUCGACGAAGGGCAGCCUCCUCGCCGGCGGGAAGAUGGGCAAGGGCAGCGGUGCCGGGGGCAAAAGCCGCAGCGGUUCGGCGGGGGCAGCGGCCGCGCGGAAGGGAUCUUACUAG